GGUGGGGGCCGCUGCUGGAACGACAGGCUGGAGGCGCGAGAGGCUCGGCGGGGCUCGCGGCCGCAGCGUGCCGGACUCUAGAUGCGGUGGCCGCUGUCCGAUCCAUCCACUCCCUGCCAGCUCUUUCUCGCCGCCCCCCCCCCCCCCAAGCUUGGUGUAUUGUUGUGGGUUUGGCCCGUUGGCCGGUAAUUUUCUCCAAAGCCGGAGGAAAGUACCGAGGGAGUAUUGUGCACGUGCAGUAAACCGUGGAAGGGACGUCACUGCCGCUGCAGGCUGAUAGCGUUGUUACUAGAUGUGUGGUGACUUGGGUUCGAGUACUGCCUAUGAUUAUUGGCGUCUUUGUGACUCUGGGUCAAUUUCAAGUCCCUCAGGCUGCUCUCUUGGGUUAUCUGGAAGGAAUUAUUUGAAUUAAUGGAGUUUACUAAACCUCUGUCUUUGAUAGAGAGGGUGUUUACCAUACCAAUGGAAUCACUGGGUCAAUCCACAAAGCACUUUAUUAAAUGACUUAAUAGAUGUCUCGAACUGUCCCCCAACAUGGGAAUAAGAAGGAAGAUGGAAAACAGCCCCAGCCUUCAAAAAAUCUUCCAAUCAAAUGGGAAAGACAACAUGGACCUAUAUAGUUCCAUACAAAUCGCUGACAGAGUAGAUCCGAGGUAACUUUGUAGCAACUGAGAACACAGAAUAGCUUCCUACAGGAAGAAGGUGGUGCUUAAGCUUACUCGAGUUCACAUCCACAAAUCGGAGAGGAGAGACAUCACAUUUCCUCGAAGUGGAUAUAACCUAAAGAAUUUUGAAAGGAGAUAAGACGUAAAUAUUUGUGAUGCUUUGAAGGACAAACUGAAGCAAAGGGAUCGGAACUCUUUGGUUUGUCUAAGAAGGAAGUGAACAUCAUGGAUCAAAACAACAGCUUGCCGCCUUAUGCCCAGGGCUUGGCCUCUCCUCAGGGUGCCAUGACUCCUGGAAUUCCUCUCUUUAGCCCAAUGAUGCCCUAUGGUACUGGACUGACUCCCCAACCUGUCCAAAGCACAAGCAGUCUUUCUAUUCUGGAAGAGCAGCAGAGGCAGCAGCAGCAGCAGCAGCAGCAGCAACAGCAGCAAGCUGCCCAACAGGCUGCAACUCAACAAGCAACACAGGGAACUUCUGGCCAAACCCCACAGCUCUUCCAUUCACAGACUCUUACCACAGCACCUCUGCCGGGCACUACACCCUUGUAUCCUUCCCCAAUGACCCCUAUGACCCCCAUUACACCAGCCACACCUGCAUCUGAAAGUUCUGGGAUUGUACCACAGCUACAGAACAUUGUAUCUACCGUGAAUCUUGGUUGUAAACUUGACUUAAAAACCAUUGCACUUCGUGCCCGAAAUGCUGAAUACAAUCCCAAGCGUUUUGCUGCAGUCAUCAUGAGAAUAAGAGAGCCAAGAACUACUGCACUUAUUUUCAGUUCUGGGAAGAUGGUGUGCACAGGAGCUAAAAGUGAAGAACAGUCCAGAUUAGCAGCCAGGAAAUAUGCCAGAGUUGUACAAAAAUUGGGCUUUCCAGCCAAGUUCCUGGAUUUUAAGAUUCAAAAUAUGGUGGGGAGCUGUGAUGUGAAGUUUCCCAUAAGAUUAGAAGGGUUGGUACUGACGCAUCAACAAUUUAGCAGUUAUGAGCCAGAGUUGUUUCCUGGAUUAAUCUACAGAAUGAUCAAACCCAGAAUUGUUCUGCUUAUUUUUGUUUCUGGAAAAGUUGUAUUAACUGGUGCUAAGGUCAGAGCAGAGAUCUACGAAGCAUUCGAAAACAUUUACCCUAUUCUAAAAGGAUUCAGGAAAACAACGUAACUGUUUUCUUGUAUUUGUUUUUUUUUUUUUUUACAAGUUGUCUUGGUACAUUACAUGGUGUUAUUGUGUACGGCACAUCAGUGAGAUGGACUUUUAGUUGCAAACUGCAACACUAAGAUACUUUUCUGGUGCCUAUUUCCUGGCACUGCUGAAAAAAACUAUUAAUUUCUUACCAGAACAUCUAGGAGUUACUGUGAGUUGCUUUUAUGGAACUCUUUUGGAGCAGCACUGUCCAUUUAUUUAUGUUUAGAUUUUAAACACUUUUAUCCUCAAUUGUAAUUCACAAGUUGGUUUAAAAGACAAAAACUAUGUUACUAAGUGUUAAAAACUACUUCCACUGUUAGGGGGUUUUGUUUUAAAUUGAAACCAUAAUUUUUAUAUUUCUACCAUAAAACGAAACCUUUUUAAAAGUGUUUAUUUCUGACUUAUAACUUAAAAGGGUUUUGUUUUUGUUUUGUGCCACACAUUCCCUCUUUCCAGUGUUGCAGGAUAAAAUAGAUGUAUUAAUAGAUAAAAGCUUGGCUGUACAUAUUCUUCUUUUGAGACCAGAACUGUCAUAUUUCCUCAGAGCACUCUGUACAAUAAAUGAUGUUUAUAUA
This is a messenger RNA of Monodelphis domestica (gray short-tailed opossum), 2416 nucleotides long. RefSeq names its product TATA-box binding protein (gene TBP). Gene Ontology annotation, molecular function: DNA binding. The record is from RefSeq and is a predicted model, not a curated record. Gene Ontology annotation, biological process: DNA-templated transcription initiation. NCBI's taxonomy places the organism in Eukaryota, Metazoa, Chordata, Mammalia, Didelphimorphia, Didelphidae.